AUGGAACGACGAUCCCCUAACAGCAGUGAUGAGUCAACUCAAUCAACCGUCAGCUCAAUAGUGAGAAACGCUCAAAUUGUGCAACGCUUUCUUGAUGCCACUGAACUUGCAAUGAUGCCUGACUCUACCAUCCUUGAACGAUCAUUCAGCUUGAAGUCAGUUAUCUCUACCACAUCCUCGUUUAGUCGGCGUUUCCAGGAAGCACGGUCUCGGCCAGAUUUACAGGACAUUCAUCAGAUUGGUAUAGGAUUACAGGGCGUCGUGUUCGAACAAGUUGGCAAGGAUUCUGUGUUCAAGAAAGAAAAACCCGGCAAUGAAAGUCGACCAUCCAACUUACGCCAUGAGUACAAAAUCCACCUCAAUGUCUCAGCAGCUUUUGAACGCUACCAGAGGAUGGCAAAGAUUGAAGUCACUAUUCCUAAGCCCAUUGAGUACAUACAAACAGCACAGCAAAGCUCAUUCUGGGAUGACGUUUUCCCGAAGAUACCUCUCGAAUACCGCACACGCGGCGACAUCAUGAAGAUGCAGCGAAUCCUUCCGUUACCUAAGAUUGUCCGGCGAGCUUUGAUUGCUCAUUUGUGUGGACAAGAACGGUAUCUCGAAACCCCCGAGACCAAAGGCCUCCUUGAUAACCCUCAGAACAAACAUUGCCUCACACGGAUCUACCUCGGCAAGGCCAACGGCCCGUAUCACCCUGAAGCACCUCUGAGAAACUUCCCUCUCUAUCUUGGCACCAUGAAAAAACUUGGAAUCGAAACGACCAGGCUGGCAACUGCGAUGGGAAAGUCCUAUGCAACCCUACAUUGGGGCUCUGGUGUCAACGGUGAUGAUGUCGAGUUUGUAUUUGGGACAUUCGCCUUGGAGAUGCGUAAAGGUCAGUUAAGACCGGACUUCCAACGACGUGCGAUUGGACUUUUCCUCCUGGACUUCGGUCAGUGCGAGUCGGUUGACCUAAGCGAGAAUCCUCAAACAGUUUACCAGGCGUUCAAGGGCGCAAUGGUAAUGGGUGAUAAUCAAAGUUUUAUUCCGCACCUCUCAAACGACCCUGAACUGUUUGCAGCAUUUAAGAAGGGCUACAUUGAGGUAGGAAAUGUUAUCCUGUUGGACAAGCGGCUCAAUGAUGCUUUCAGUGUGGAGGAUUUUAUGCAGCAGUAUGAAGAGUAUGCUGCGGACUUUCUGUGUUAA
Molecule: messenger RNA, 1185 nt
Organism: Penicillium hordei
Lineage: Eukaryota; Fungi; Ascomycota; Eurotiomycetes; Eurotiales; Aspergillaceae
Exons: 1
Coding region: 1-1185 (394 amino acids)
Source: RefSeq, a predicted model, not a curated record